UCAGGUUUAAUUCGAUUUGAUCUCCCUGCCCCUUAGAGAGCACAGCAGCUACUAAGAAUUGUCGCAUCCCUCCAUGCUCUACGCUUUCCUCCACAAAAAUGGAAUCACCACCACCGCGACCCCCACUAGAAGAAGCCCCCCAGACUCACCCUCAACCCUCCACCACAGGAACUUGUUGUAAAUGCGGCGGCGAGACAACCUUCGCGCCACCACCCCAUUCUCUAACUUCUUGGCCGGACCUUUCCUCUCCCCCUACAUAUCGACCCAGUCGAGCCCCCGCCAUAAACCUCCCUCUAAACAACAAUACCCAAGCCAUAAUCCUCUCUCCCGUCCCUCGAUACCAAAAAGUCCCCACCAUCACUCCUCCUUUCGACUUCCAAACCCCAAUCAAAAAAAUUACUUCCCACGACGACAUCCGCAAAUUCCACGACUCUCUCACUUCCAAAAACUUCCUUGGCUUCAUCGUUGCCUUGUCCGAAUCCAUCCGUGCUCAUAAAAUAUCCGAUCCAUCCCAUGAAUCCCCCACUAUCUCCGUAAUUGUCUCCAUCAUUGAAACCCUGUCUCUCUGGAUCGACCAAAUCCCCCCCGUUCAACAAUCCUCUCGUUACGGAAACAUCUCUUAUCGAACCUGGCACGAACGCUUAACCGAAAACGCCGAAUCCCUCAUGCUCCAGUUCGUCCCCGACGAUCUGAAACCCUCGACCGUCGAAAUCAUCCCUUAUUUCACUGACAGCUUCGGAAACCCAAGACGAAUCGAUUAUGGAACGGGUCACGAAACCAAUUUCGCGGCCUGGUUAUACUGCUUAGCCAGAAUGGGAAUCGUUAAGGAAGAAGAUUACCAAGCUGUGGUGGCUAGGGUUUUUGUGAAAUAUUUAGACUUAAUGAGGAAGCUUCAGCUUGUUUAUUGCUUGGAACCCGCGGGUUCGCACGGGGUUUGGGGUUUAGAUGAUUACCAUUUCUUGCCGUUUAUAUUUGGGAGUUCACAGUUGAUUGAUCAUAAGUAUAUGAAGCCGAAAUCGAUUCAUAAUGAUGAUAUUUUGGAGAACUUUUCGAGUGAGUAUAUGUAUCUUUCGUGUAUUGGGUUUAUAAAGAAGGUUAAAAAGGGUCCGUUUGCCGAGCAUUCGCCGCUGUUGGAUGAUAUAAGUGGAGUACCUAAUUGGAACAAGGUGAAUAGUGGAAUGCUUAAGAUGUAUAAAGCUGAGGUGCUCGAAAAGGUUCCUAUUAUGCAGCAUUUCCUCUUUGGAGGACUCAUCAAGUGGAAUGCAAUCAUCAGUUACUCUAGUGAGAAUCUCUGUGUUAGUGAUCUAACAUGCCUAGUAGAACCUUUUUGAGAGGCAAGAAAGGAAUGUUCCAUUUACUGGGAUCAUGAUACAACCAAUCCGCACUUUCACUUCUAUAGAAUUUUGCUGCUUAAAAUUUCCUCAGUAUAAUAUGGUAAACAACUUUUGAGCCAUAUGAGAUGGGUGACGAAGAUUUGGUUCUGGCUGAUCUUUUUGUUUAAUUGAGAUACCUUCUUUUAACGCCAUUCAAGGUAAAGAGCUCAUCUUAAAAUUUCCUCGAAGUCAUAUGAAACAACCUUUUUAGUCGAAUGAGAUAGAUGAUGAAGAUUUGGUUCAGGCCAAUCUUUUGUUCAAUUGUGAUGCUGUCUUUAAUGCCAUUCAAGGUAGAGAACUCAUCUUUCAUGGACGCCUUUUGGAUGCUGUCCACAUUACACUGAAGCAGACGUGCAACUAAAUGACUUGUACUUAUGAGUCACGAUAAGGCUUUAACUAAUGACUCUUUAGAUUGAUUUAUCAAAGCUUUGGGCUGCCUUAAUGUGUGGUUGUGGUGUUUGCACUUUGUACCUCUUUUCAUCGAACCUUCUAUAAAAUUCUUGUUUACCAGUUCUAUGACUAAUUCUGACAUGUAGGUUAUGAUUCAGAAAUUACAAAAUCUUUCUUGUCUUUAAGUUGUGUGCUAUCAGAAGUGCUGUAUGUCAUGUCAUUAUGUUGCUACUCCGAUAUGGUUGGAAUUUGC
Molecule: messenger RNA, 2016 nt
Organism: Durio zibethinus
Lineage: Eukaryota; Viridiplantae; Streptophyta; Magnoliopsida; Malvales; Malvaceae
Biological process (GO): mitotic spindle organization
Cellular component (GO): nucleus; protein phosphatase type 2A complex; cytoplasm
Molecular function (GO): protein tyrosine phosphatase activator activity; peptidyl-prolyl cis-trans isomerase activity
Source: RefSeq, a predicted model, not a curated record